Megachile rotundata (alfalfa leafcutting bee) is the source of this 823-nucleotide messenger RNA. RefSeq names its product thioredoxin-like protein Dim1 (gene Dim1). The record is from RefSeq and is a predicted model, not a curated record. Gene Ontology annotation, biological process: mRNA splicing, via spliceosome. Lineage: Eukaryota; Metazoa; Arthropoda; Insecta; Hymenoptera; Megachilidae. Gene Ontology annotation, cellular component: spliceosomal complex; U5 snRNP; U4/U6 x U5 tri-snRNP complex.
CGUAGUAGUGUUGAUGUUGAUUAUUCGGUGAAAAGAAUUCAAACAAUUAGAAAAUUUAUAAUUUAUAAGUGACAUAUAUAUAUUUAAUCAUAUAAUAAAUAUUAUACAGAUUAAUUUAAGUAAUUGUGAUAAAUAUAUAUUGUUGUGUCAAUGAUUAGACUACGCUCUUAAAAGAGUGUUCUUUAAUCAAAGGUUAAAUUAGAAUAAGUUGUACUAAAUAAAACUGUUUAAUUCUUUUUUGACGUGUAUUUAAUACAUAAAAAAUGUCUUAUAUGCUAUCGCAUCUUCACAAUGGGUGGCAGGUGGAUCAGGCAAUUUUGUCGGAAGAAGACAGAGUAGUAGUUAUUAGAUUUGGUCAUGACUGGGAUCCAAUGUGUAUGAAAAUGGACGAAGUUCUUUACAAUAUUGCAGAGAAAGUGAAAAACUUUGCUGUUAUUUAUUUAGUUGAUAUUACACAAGUACCUGACUUUAACAAAAUGUACGAGUUAUACGAUCCUUGCACAGUAAUGUUCUUCUUCAGAAAUAAGCACAUAAUGAUUGACUUGGGUACAGGAAACAAUAACAAAAUAAAUUGGACAUUGGAAGACAAACAGGAAAUGAUUGAUAUCAUCGAAACAGUCUAUAGAGGUGCCAGAAAAGGUAGAGGUUUAGUUGUUUCACCUAAAGAUUAUUCUACAAAAUAUAGAUAUUAAUUUAUUUUAGUAAUAGAAUUUUGUGAGAAAUAAUUAUUUUAUAUUGAUGUAUUUGUAACUUGAUGAGAAAAUGUGAUAAUUAAGUUUAUAUUAAUAAAUAAAAGAAUGUUGUGAUUGAAAAUAGAAUUAUA